Phycodurus eques (leafy seadragon) is the source of this 1871-nucleotide messenger RNA. Its product is annotated as claudin-4-like. Gene Ontology annotation, cellular component: plasma membrane; bicellular tight junction. The record is from RefSeq and is a predicted model, not a curated record. The coding region runs from base 1 to 1134 and encodes 377 amino acids. The transcript has 2 exons. NCBI's taxonomy places the organism in Eukaryota, Metazoa, Chordata, Actinopteri, Syngnathiformes, Syngnathidae. Gene Ontology annotation, biological process: bicellular tight junction assembly; cell adhesion. Gene Ontology annotation, molecular function: structural molecule activity.
AUGUCGUCAUUUGCACUGGAGCUGGCGGGCGUGUCGGUGGCGGUGGCGGGUUGGGUCCUGAGCGUGGUGAGCUGCGCGCUGCCCAUGUGGCGGGUGUCAGCCUUCAUCGGCGCCAACAUCGUGACGGCGCAGGUGUACUGGGAAGGUCUGUGGAUGAGCUGCGUGUUCCAGAGCACAGGGCAGAUGCAGUGCAAGGUCUACGACUCCAUGCUGGCACUGCCCCAGGACCUUCAGGCGGCCCGCGCCCUCACCGUGGUGUCCAUCAUCGUGGGGGUUCUGGCUUUGCUCAUCUCCUUAGUGGGCGCCAAAUGCACCAACUGCAUCGAAGACGAGGGCGUCAAAGCCCGGGUGACCAUCUCGUCCGGCGCUGCCUUCAUCGUGGCGGCGCUCACCCAGCUGGUGCCCGUGUCCUGGUCGGCCAACACCAUCGUGGUGGAGUUCUACAGCCCCAUCGUCCUGUCAGGACAGAAGAUGGAGAUCGGGGCGGCGCUUUACCUGGGCUGGGCCCUGGCGGGCAUCUGCCUGGGCGUGCUGGGCUUCCUGAUGGCCGUCGUGAUGUGCGCGCUGCCCAUGUGGAAGGUGACGGCCUUUGUGGGCGCCAACAUCAUCACGGCGCAGACCAUCUGGGAGGGCUUGUGGAUGAACUGCGUGACGCAAAGCACGGGGCAGAUGCAGUGCAAGGUGUAUGACUCCAUGCUGGCGCUGCCCCAGGACCUACAGGCGGCGCGCGCCAUGACGAUCGUCGCCAUCAUUCUGGGCGUCCUCGGGGUCCUGGUGUCCGUGGCGGGCGCCAAGUGCACCAACUGCAUCGAGGACGAGGGCGCCAAGGCCAAGGUCGCCAUCGCGGCGGGCGUCCUGUUUGCCCUGGCCGGCCUCCUGGUCCUCAUACCGGCCUGCUGGACCGCCCACGUGGUGGUGCGUAACUUCUACGAUCCCAUCCUGACCAACCCGCAACGGCGGGAGCUGGGCGCCUCGCUCUACGUGGGCUGGGGGGCCGCCGCCCUGCUGCUGAUCGGCGGCGCCAUCUUGUGCGGCAGCUGCCCCCCCAAAGAGCGCCAUUAUAAGCCCCCCAGGAUGGCCUACUCGGCGCCGCGCAGCAACAACGCCGGAUACGACCGCAAGGACUACGUGUAACCUGCGUGCGUGCGUGUUUGUCGGUGUCACGUUUCACUGAAACUGUUUAAACCAGCCUGCUCUCAAUUUUACAUUUGCAUUUGUCUCUUCCUCAGCACAGAUUCACUUCUGUACGUGUGUGUGCGUUUGUGCGCGUGUUUGCUUGUGUGUGUGUGUGUGUGUGUGAGACCACAGUGUGGCUUCCUCACAAAGACUCCUACAUGAAGUUCCAAUCUUCCUGCUUUGCUUUAGUGUUCAUGAUGUCUUUCCCACGUUUCUGUGUGUGUGUGUGUGUGUGUGCCUUGUGUGUUGUGUGUUGUGUGUGUGUGCAGGUGGUGUCGUGUUUCAAUGAAACUGUGUGUUCAAAUGAGUGCGCUGAGGAGACAGCUCUCAUGUUACAUUUGCAUUUGCUUCUUCCUUGUGUGUAAUAUUUGCUUCGAGACUGAAACUGAAAAUGUUGACUACGGGCCGCUCACAGUUUCACUCUAGGUGGAGAUUGGUCCAGACUUCUAUUUUAUACGUUUUGUGUGACUUUAUUUUAGAUUCAGCAUCAUGCUUGUUCGUAAUAAUAUGAAUUGUUAAUGCCAUGUAACUUUUUGUAAGAGCAAAAGUGUCAUGUGAAUCGUGUUAGUUGUGACUUUUAUACUGUUAGUGCUACUAUAACUGGACUAAGUUUGUGUGUGUGUGUGUGUGUGUGUGUGUGUGUGAGAGAGAGCUAGAAAAUGUGUAUGUAUUUUAAAUAAACAUCCAUCCAUCCA